Sapajus apella (tufted capuchin) is the source of this 700-nucleotide messenger RNA. RefSeq names its product small proline-rich protein 2E. Gene Ontology annotation, cellular component: cornified envelope. Lineage: Eukaryota; Metazoa; Chordata; Mammalia; Primates; Cebidae. The transcript is spliced from 2 exons. The coding region runs from base 87 to 305 and encodes 72 amino acids. The record is from RefSeq and is a predicted model, not a curated record.
AGAGGUUCCCUGCUGCACGAUUCCUAAACUCCUGGUACCUGAGCACCAAUCUGCCUUGGAGAACCUGAUUCUGAGACUCCAGCAGGAUGUCUUAUCAACAGCAGCAGUGUAAGCAGCCCUGCCAGCCACCUCCUGUGUGCCCCACACCAAAGCGCCCAGAGCCAUGUCCACCCCCGAAGUGUCCUGAGCCCUGCCCACCACCAAAGUGUCCAGAGCCCUGCCCACCUCAGCAAUGCCAGCAGAAAUGUCCUCCUGUGCCACCUUCCCCACCCUGCCAGCCAAAGUGUCCACCCAAGAGCAAGUAACAGUUUCAGUGUUGAUCAGGACCAUGAAAGGAUGAGGAUAAUUGGCCCACCUCAUUCUGUAGCUCCACCUGCAUCUUCUCAUCAAAGCCCACCAUGGAUACACAGGGAGCUUCUUUCCCCUUUGCCUGUGAUCUGCUGGUUAUGAUCCCUGACAGCAAAAGAUUUCCUUUCUGAGACUGUCAUACCACCACCGUCCGGAUGAAGUCUGAGAAAAGGAAGUCCUCAGCUGUUCCAGCUCCCACAGCUUUGGAAGAAAGAGCAGCAGCUCUCUCCCUGGGAACCAUCAGAGAAUUCUGUUGAUGUGUUCUGUGUCUGUCUGUCACCUGGGCAUGAGCUUCUCCCAGCUGUGCCAUUGUCACUUUUCUUUCACUCCCUGAAUAAAGUAUCUAUGCAUA